Molecule: messenger RNA, 1167 nt
Organism: Exophiala oligosperma
Lineage: Eukaryota; Fungi; Ascomycota; Eurotiomycetes; Chaetothyriales; Herpotrichiellaceae
Exons: 4
Coding region: 1-1167 (388 amino acids)
Molecular function (GO): oxidoreductase activity
Source: RefSeq, a predicted model, not a curated record
AUGCGGGGAAUAUUUUGUGGGCAGAAUAAAAUCGCAGAAGAGUCGAUAGAGGCUUUCGACAAGACUAUGGCCAUCAAUACUCGGGGUACUUUUCUCGGUAUAAAAUAUGCUAUUGCACAGAUGUUGAGACAGGAACCUCAACCUUCCGGGGAUCGUGGCUGGAUUGUGAAUAUUUCUUCAAUCGGCGGCUUGGUCGCCUUGUCGAUGGAACCAUCCUACUGCGCAAGCAAGGGCGCAGUGACAAAUUUAACCCGACAGGUUGCGGUUGACUACGCUCCGGACAAAAUCCAUGUCAAUGGUAUAUGCCCUGGCUUCCUGAAGACAGCAAUGGUCCGCCCCGCCCUCGAGGAUGCGACUCUCCACGAACAGCUGCACAGCGCGUCCCCAUGGCCGCACCUGGGCAAGCCAGAGGACGUGGCGAAGGCAGUAUUGUUUCUCUGCAGCCACGGUGCGAGCUGGAUGACAGGUACUAUGGUAAAUGUAGACGGUGGCUACUGCGCAAGGUCGGCUUUGGCCCACAUCGAAACAGCCGAGGCCGACUUCGAAUCCUAUGUGGGCUAUUCCAGAACCUCAGGGCUGUUUUCAGCCUUUUCAGCCUCCUUCUCGAGAUCUCCCAGCCAUGCACCAUCUUUUCUCGAAGGAGCGGGUCAAUCCGAAAGUCAUGAAGCCUCAGAUGCUGCCGCGACCGGCUCUCCAGAAAUGAGCCAGCAAAACUACGGUUCCGAUUCGGUGGCCUCGACGGCAUCCAUCUUGGAGAGCACUAACUCCAACCAUGACGAGGACUAUCAAGAUGAUAUUGAGCGAUGGCACGUGGACGACGCCGAUUUUGCCACUUUGGAGGAUUUCGAGGCCGGAACAACUACGGAUUCCAGCAAGGAGAAGAUACAGCCCCAAGUCAGGCCACACCUGUCCUCAGCCUCACUCGCAGAGCGUGUGCUAUUGCAGCACUGGAUCACAGAUUUGAGUGAAAUGAUAAUACCAAUACCCCGCUACGACAACCCGCUUCGCACGCUCUUUAUUGGCCUGGUGCUUGCAGCUCCAGAGUUGAACCAGGGGUCUUCAGGAAAUGUCGCCCUACUAUACGCACUCUAUGCCAUUUCCGCCUUCAAUCGGGCUCGCAUCUCAACAUCUUCUCCCAAUGACCAUCUGGAGGAAAUAGGAACAUGA